Molecule: messenger RNA, 2080 nt
Organism: Westerdykella ornata
Lineage: Eukaryota; Fungi; Ascomycota; Dothideomycetes; Pleosporales; Sporormiaceae
Exons: 2
Coding region: 83-1924 (613 amino acids)
Source: RefSeq, a predicted model, not a curated record
UCGCCGCCGCGCUGCUCUCACGAAAACUACCCCAACAGGCUUCGCUCUUAGGCUAUACCGCGCUCGGCGCGAUUUUGGAGCCAUGGGUGACUCUACGGAGGCAACGGAGAAUUCAGAAAACGCGACUGGUGUCCACGAAAGCGGCUUAUCUGGAUUGAAGCGCUGUGCUGACAAUGACCCCGGUGAGGAGCCAACGUCCAAGAAAACCAGGGCGGAAGAGCAGAGGGAGACCAUUCCAGCUCCGACCAUUGCGGAUGACCAGCCUGGCAACGCUUGUAGGCUUUUGGCGCUAGCAGAAGAGUUGCUAGAUGAAAUUGUGAGGGAGGUGGAAGUGGAGGCUUUGCAGACUCUCACCUGGGUUUCGCGGAAUCUGCGAAGGAUUGCAAUGCCGCACCUCUGGAAGAAUACCCAUAUCGACUUCACGAGACCGCAGGGCCACUCAUUUUCCAGAGAGGGUUCGGGCGCAAUGGAGGUUGGACUUGAGGUUGGCCUUUUCUUCGGCACUAAAUAUAACACGGCGAUUGUCAGAAACAUCACCGAUUAUACCCGGAACCUGACGCUUACAGUUCCCGGCGAUACGCAAGACGACAAUCCCCAUAUACUUCCGUUUUUCACCCAGCUUGUUCAAUGCAUAAAGAAUGCGCCCUUGGAACAACUUCUCUUCCGCCGUUCAAGGCUCGAUUGGGUGCGCUGGGUCGAGUUGGGGGACGCGUUGUCUGACCGAGCCGGCUUCAUCCGCACCAUCAAGGAGAUUUCAUUCCCUAGCGUGACAACUGCUGACGCCCAUGCUGAACAUGAGGCCAGAGAGACUGAACUAUAUGAGAGCGGCAAAACCUGGGCACCGCAGAUGUUUCCCUGUUCUGCUCAGCUUGCGUUCCAAUGUCACGGCAUUGGGCAUGAAAGGAUGGUUAUCCUGUCUGCUGUUGGAUCGGUCCAGAGAAGUUUCAGCGUCAGUGCACAUCCGCUAGAUUUACAACCUGCCCAAGGAACGUCUGCGUCUGAAUUCGAGGAAGUCAUGACGACCAUGGGGCCUCCAACACAGUUUCAUUCCAUUGCUUUGGAGCAUGAGUACUACUAUAAAUGCCAAGGCGUAUUCUCGAUGAUUUUGGCUGCGCCAAUCACCCAGCAGAUCCGAGUCACACGGCUGACUCUUACCCGCAUAUGGUUGACGGAAGCAGAGACCAACCAAGUUCGGCGCAUCGAUGUUUCUGCAAUGGAGCACUUACACCUUGAAUACUGCGGCAACAUGGAAAUCAUCCUCGACGCCUUCAAGGAUGGAGAGCCAUCACAACUGAAGACUUUCAACUGCAUCAGGCCAAUCUUCCACACUGUUGAACAGUCGCGGCCCCAUGUUGUCGAAACAUUCCUCCGCAGGAUAUCGGGUCUCCGAGUCUUGCGGUUUAUUAGCAAUGACGAAUGGAUGAUGGACUUGGGGUUGGCACUGAGGAACCACUCUUCCCUUGAAGAGUUGGCCUUAAGAUUUGGCGCACAGGACCUGACACCGCCCAGAGUCCAGCAAAUCCGUGAAGCAUGUCCGAACUUGAAACACUUCUCAUUUCAGCCUGCCAAGAUGGAUAUUCCCCUACGCAUCGGCCGUACUAACCUCGAAUUUCGGAAAUCUUUCUACUUCUAUGCGAUCCAGCUAGUUAGGUUUCCCUGUCUCCGAGAGCUAGUCUUCAUCAUGUGUCCCGUGAAAAAUAUGUUGGCAGGCAACCUGAAGAUCAUUGCAGACAGUACUCACAAGAUUCUACUUGAUGCGCAUGGGGAGAAUGGCAAUUUGGCUGAUUGCAGGAUCAAGAAGAUCAAGACUGAAGUUAAGAAAGCCUUUACUCCAAAGGAUGACGGGAUGCCGUUCUUCGGCAGAACGACCAGAGCUCCCAAGUGGGUGAGAGACUCUGAGCGCAUAGUGGCUUUCGAGUACUAGCUGUGAGCCGUUAUGUGGCUCCAUAGCUAUCAACUGACACACUCCACUCUCCUCACAUGAGUGUCUAUUGUGCAAUAUUGUGCAGUAAUAAUGAAAUCGUUCCAGGAUGCUUCUAGGAGCUGCGGUAGUGUAAGCAUUCUCAAUCCAAAGCUUUUC